AUGGAACCUGAUCCCAACAUCAUCGCCAUCUUCGGUCCACCUCCAGAUGAUAUCGAUAUUUCAGAAAGCAGCGUCGCUCGCAAUAAUGCCGCCGUCAUAAUACUAGCCGUGCUAGCCUCCGUGGCCGUGGUGCUCCGGCUGAUGGCGAGGUUUCUCCAAGGUCACAGCCUGAAGGCGGAUGAUUGGACAAUUCUUCUCUCACUGCUCCUCGUAGGCGCCACCGUCGGCUUGAGCAUCGCAGGCGGAGCUUACGGUGCGGGAAAUCACGUCUGGUCAUUCACACCUCAAGACCUGACACAAGUCUUUAAAAUCCUCUACGCCUACACCUUCAUCUACGGCACAGCCUGCGCCGCCACCAAAAUCUCCAUCCUCCUCUUCUACCAACGCAUCUUCCUCCUCUCCACCGCCUCCUCCCCGUCCUUCAAAUUCUCCCUCGUCGCAGGGUACGUCCUCUCCAUAGCCUACCCCAUCAUCAUCUGGGCCACCAUGGCCAACGCGUGUCGCCCCCUCUCGUUCUACUGGAACCAGUUUGUGGGCGAACAGGGGAAAUGCAUAGACAUCAAUAGCUUCUACCUCGCCCUCGCCAUAAUCAACAUGGUCAACGAUAUCAUUGUCCUCUUGAUUCCCAUCCCGCAGAUCUUAAAGCUGCAAAUGUCGGGCAGGAAAAAGGCUGCUGUUUGUAGCAUCAUGUUGCUGGGAAGUUUCGUCUGCGUAGCAAGUAUAGUCCGCAUAACCCACCUCUCAACCUUCUCCCGCGCUCUCGACAUAACCUGGCAAAUGGGCCCCGUCUUCAUCUGGUCCGCAAUCGAACCCUCGAUCGCAAUCGUGUCCGCCUGCCUCCCGCACCUCGCGCCCCUCCGCCGCCUCGUCCGCCACAAAAUCUCAUCUUCCCUGGGCCACUCCAGUGGCAAUGCCGGAGGUGAAGGGCCCUCAUCUAACAGCGCACCAUGGCGAUUGAAAUCGAAGCAGAGCGCCAGCGGAGGAAAGAACAGCAGCUCUCAAAAUGGCACGGGUGCCCUGUUCACGUACGGCGGGUCAAGGUUUAAUUUUGGCGGGGGAGGGGGCGACGGCAAGUUGGGCGGGGAGUCGGAUGACGAGAUUGGACUAACAAAUCGAAUCACGGCUGGAUCUGGCAGGGUCAAGAAUUUGUCCACUGGGUCGGGGUCCGAGGAGAAUAUCAAUGGGGGGUCAAUUGUUGUUCAAUCAAGCUUCAUCCAGGAGAGCAUGAGGAAUCCGAGGUAG
Colletotrichum abscissum is the source of this 1242-nucleotide messenger RNA. RefSeq lists its product as uncharacterized. Lineage: Eukaryota; Fungi; Ascomycota; Sordariomycetes; Glomerellales; Glomerellaceae. The record is from RefSeq and is a predicted model, not a curated record. The transcript is spliced from 4 exons. Bases 1 to 1242 code for a protein of 413 amino acids.